AUGAGCUUUUCAGGAGACAAGUUGAUACCAAGGGAACAAUUAAGAUUGCCUGAUAGAUACACUCAUUUGACACCUAAUGCGUAUAUUCAAGAGCUGAUGAACUACAUUGAAAAGUAUCGACAAUGGACAACGCUGCAUAUUGUUGAUUUUUUGACGUUUGGUCAGUGGAAUAUUCUGGAUGAGGAGUGGAGAGAGGCGCUUUUACCGCCUGAUGGAUCGAUCAGUCAUGAAGACUGGAUAGACGCCAUCAUUAAGAUUACAUCGGGAUCAGAUGUGAAUGAAAAUUGGCCUGAAUCACUAAGAAGUUUCAUCAAAGAUACCAAAGACAUUGCAUUGCCCCGUAUGAAUGCUGCAGGAUCAGAACAAGUGAAAAGCAAGAUUGAGAAGCGUAUUCUAGCAGGCAUGGUGGAUAAAAAGAUCCAUGAGGUAGAACGCAUGACACCUGUCAUUCAAAAGAUAGCAAAAGAUCACCAAGUUCAUUCCAUUGUUGAUUUAGGGGCUGGACAAGGCUAUCUAUCCCGAUCCCUGGCAUUCAAAAGUAAUCUCAAAGUAUUAGCAGUGGAUUCUUCUGAAAUACAGACCUGUGGAGCCAAAAAAUUCGACCAAAAGGCUAUCAAAUUCCUGGAUAAGGAUGUGCUCAAGUUACACCAUGUCACUGAUUUCAUCACACCCGAGAACGCUUCCAGUAUACUGUCAAAAUGGAGUGACAAUGAUGAUGGCAAAGCACAAGACGAAAAAUGGCUGUUGACCGGCUUACAUACAUGCGGUGAUUUGGCAAGCAUGAUGCUGCGACUGUUCACAUCCAGCCCAGAGAUGAACUGCUUCGUCAAUGUGGGCUGUUGCUAUCACUUUUUGACCGAGAAAGACAAGGAAACGGACGAUACAGUCGGAUUUCCACUCAGUAGGACAGUGCGAGAUGCUGGUUUCAAGCUGGGCCCUACUGCUAGAAUGCUGUCGUGUCAGGCGCCUGCAAGAUGGGUAGAUCAGCAAGAAGAAACGUUGAUGGCAUAUGAGCACCAUUUCUUUAGAGCGUUGCUACAGCUCAUCAUGGUUGAAAAAGGCUUGACAGAUGCCUCAGUAGCUCCUGUCGUGGGUCGAUUGAACAAAAAGAAAGAUUUCACAUCAUUUCCUGUGUACAUCAAAGCAGCCUUGAAGCGACUGAAAUUUCCUGAAGAUACCAUCACAUCCCAAGAGGCAGAAGCUUACUAUCAAGAGUAUAAAGCAAAACAGGCCGAUAAGCAAAUCACUAUUUUGUGGACAUUGAGAGUUCUGUUGGGCCCGAUUUUGGAAAGCAUCAUUUUGGUGGAUCGAUUCCUGUAUUUGACUGAAACCAUUGAGGACAGCCCUACAAAAGGUGUUUGGUUAUGGCCCCUUUUUGACCCAGUUACUUCUCCCAGAAAUAUCGUGAUUGCAGCAACAAAAUAG
Molecule: messenger RNA, 1425 nt
Organism: Mucor velutinosus
Lineage: Eukaryota; Fungi; Mucoromycota; Mucoromycetes; Mucorales; Mucoraceae
Product: Glutaredoxin
Exons: 5
Coding region: 1-1425 (474 amino acids)
Source: RefSeq, a predicted model, not a curated record